Messenger RNA from Postia placenta MAD-698-R-SB12, 1631 nucleotides. RefSeq lists its product as hypothetical. The transcript is spliced from 2 exons. The coding region runs from base 1 to 1551 and encodes 516 amino acids. NCBI's taxonomy places the organism in Eukaryota, Fungi, Basidiomycota, Agaricomycetes, Polyporales, Adustoporiaceae. Gene Ontology annotation, molecular function: protein binding. The record is from RefSeq and is a predicted model, not a curated record.
AUGAGCCUCAGCACACAGCAGCGGACAGAUAUCAAGCGCAUCAUCGAGGCAUUGGGGCGGCAAGCUAUAGAGUUGCAGCAGCAGCGGGGGAUGCUCAUCCGUCUGAUCCAGGCUGAUCCCAGCUACGUGGACGAUGUAUUUCGCAUCUCCCGCGGUGUGCGCUACCUCAUCGAGGCCGAUCCCGUGGCAGGCCGCUUCCAGUACACCGAGUCGGUCAACCAACUUAUCGUGAAGGUACAACGCAUCGAGGCGUCGCUCGCCCGGAUCAAGGAGAAGACGACCGAGCUGCACCUGCUCAUCCCACCAAUCGAGUGCCUCCCCGCCGAGCUGCUCGUGCUGAUAUUCCAGGCGGGCAGUCUGUCGGAGCCGAAGGGCCUGCACCCAUUUCCCAUGAUUGUCUCCGCCGUGUCACGGCGAUGGCGCGCGGUCGCCAUGAGCACACCGACGCUCUGGACGAAUCUGUAUAUCACUCCCGUGCGGCCACGCAAAUGGAUACCCCUAGCCCUGGAGCUCUCCAGAGGCCAUCUCCUCGACAUCACGGUCGAUGCACGCAUCGACUUUUCACCAAGCAGUGCGACGGUCAAAACGUGCAUGGCACAAAUCAAGCCGGAACUGCACCGCUGGCGAAGCUUCGCGCUCAUGGCGCACCAUCGCCAUGUGAUGUUGAUUGUGGGAGAGGAGCUGGCGGAUGUCUCGGCACCAACAUUGCAGCGACUGCGGCUGUCGCUUGCGGGCACCGACGGCACCGGGAACCUUGAAGUAUACAUCCCCCGCCUCUUCUCGGAAGGCGCGCAGGCCCUCACGUCGGUGCGCUUCGACAGCGUCGCAGUCCCAUGGCGGCGAGAGCCUCUCGUCGGGCUGUCCACGCUCGACCUCCGCUGGCUAUGGUUCCGCCUCUCAUGGUCCUCCUUCGAAGGCAUCCUCGCAGCCUCGCCCAAUCUCACGCGCUUAAUUCUGCGCGGUAAACACGUUGACGUGCGGCCCCACGAGGAGUAUAGCCCCAUCCACCUGCCACGCCUCCGCUCCCUCGAAGUCUCGGGCGACAAUUUCUGCUUGUUGUGCUCGCUGCUGAUCGCGCCCGCGCUCGAGACGCUCACGCUUGCGAACGUGGACGAGGGCGAAUUCCGCGAGUUCAUGGCAUGGCUGCCCUACUCCGGCGGGCGCUACACGACCCUCAAGUGUCUCAUGCUGCUCAAUGUCGCGACAUGUCCACUGUCGUGGGACUUUGUGGCUGCGUUCUCGACGAUCACGCAGCUCAUCGUGAUCAACUCUGGCGCGAACCAGUUCCUCGAGAUCCUCCGCCCGAAGUGGCUGCAGAGUGCUACGGGGGUAAUGCACGGUGCGCUCGUGUGGCCGCGCCUCAGAGAUGUGACAAUGCUCGAUCAGACGAACUACGACGAUUUGUAUGGCAUGGUGGCCGAGCGCACUGCGCACGGCUCGCCACUGCGGCGCUUGAUUGUCCAUACGGAAUUUGUCCAUAGGAAUAUGCUUACGCCCCUCCUUCAAUACGUCAAGGUCGACAGUGUCACCUACCUCGACAGAGAUCUGUAGGUCAGAUCUCUGUUUAGCUCACGCGCCACUAGGCAAAUGUACGUCUAGCUUUAGUGCCUAUUUAUUCAUUUCUUACCGUG